CGAGUGCAUUGGUGCUUUAGCCUAUGCAUCACAGCGAUUGUCUGGCUCGUUUGAAGAUGUUGCCCGUUGUUUCCACUCCUUACCAUGCUGCGAGUCUGCACGCUGGUAGCUUAUCUUCAUUCAAGCUUCUUACUGGGUUCUCUGCUUAGCGUGUGUUUACAUGCUAUCUUGCGGCUAUCAAAGACCAACGAGAGUAUGGUAUCUUCCCUUGAAGCCGGAAUGCGGACGCCGAGUCGAGCCUGUUCUGCGGUGAUGUGCGCCGACAUAAAUAUCUGAAUGUGAGUUCCUGCAUUUUGUGGUCUUUGAAACCAGAGUCCAUCUCCUGUUUCUCCAUCUGUUGAAUCUCCUCUCUGGUAGGAGCCCACCUUCUCGACAUGGCUGCCUACAAUCUUCCGGUCGACAGCGUCCCUGGGACCGUCCAUCUGGUCGAUCUGGAGCAUAGUAUGCACACCCGCCAUGCUGGCGGCACAGGCGAUGUCGUCCUUGUGCCCACUCCAUCGGAUGAUCCAGAUGAUCCCCUGAACUGGUCGCCGAAACGCAAACUUCUGUCCACCAUCUCGGUCAACGUAUAUACCCUGUUCGUCGGUAUCUCCGGAUCUGUCGUCUACUCCGUCAUUGUCCCGCUUUCUGAGGCUUCGGGUGUAUCGAUCAGCACUCUGAACCAGGGCACAGGGUAUUUGUUUUUACUAUGUGGUUGGGGACUCCUCUUCUGGCAGCCAUUUGCUCUUCGUUACGGCAAGCGGUUGACAUAUCUUCUCUCCAUUGUCGGUUGCAUUGGAUGUACACUAUGGGGUCCCUACGCUCGCAGCGACGGCAUGUGGAUCGCGAAGAACAUCGUCAAUGGUUUCUUCGCUGCUCCGAUUGAAGCACUACCUGAAAUAUCGGUGACCGAUGUGUACUUCACGCACGAAAGAGGAACCUACAUGGGUAUCUAUGCACUCUUCUUGGCCGGAAGCAACUACUUCGCCCCGGUCAUCUGCGGCUUCAUUGCAGACGGCAUGGACUGGAAAUGGGUGUUUUACUUUCCCGCCAUGUUCCUCGGCUGUGCGCUGGUCUUCUGCUUCUUCUUCAUGGAGGAGACGAAUUACCGACGGUCGACUGUUGGUAUCGUGGAGAUUGAGAGCGGGGCACAGAGCCCGGUUCUCACUGAGCCGAACGAUGAGAAGGUUGUUGCCGAGAAGAAGGCCACUGUUACAGGAGAGCCCGAUCUAGCCAGUAUCGAGAAGGGAAGGAUUCAGACCGGCAGUAACAAGUCGUUCUUGCAGAAAUUGUCCCUCUGGCAGCCCUCGCCAGGCCAAGACGUCGUCGGGAGAGCCAGCCUGUCGCUCAAGUAUAUGCGGUGGCCCGUGAUAUUCUACGCUGGGUUUAGCUAUGGGAGCUACCUUAUCUGGUUCAACGUCCUUAACGCAACAGCCAGCCUUAUCCUCUCCGCACCGCCAUACAACUUCAAAGCCUCGAUGGUCGGCCUGAGCUACGUUUCCACUUGUCUCGGCGUGAUCGUGGGGUCGUACUUGACCGGCCGCCUGAGCGACUGGUUGACGCUAAAAUUGGCCCGACGGAAUGGCGGGAUCAUGGAGCCUGAGCAGCGGUUGUGGCCGUUCGCACUGUGCGUCGUGCUUGUCCCGGCGACGCUGAUCCUUUGGGGGGUCGGCGCGGCGCACCAUGUGCACUGGUCAGGUCUUGUGAUAGCCAUGGGCGCGCUAGCGGCGUGCAACGUGUUUGGUAUCACGUUGAGCGUGAAUUAUCUGAUCGAUACAUAUCAUGAAAUCAGCGGCGAUGCGAUGACGACGGUCAUCAUUGUGCGGAACACGAUGAGUUUCGCGAUCGGGUAUGGAAUUACCCCCUGGGUAGAGAAUCUGGGCCUGCAGAAUUGUUUUGUCAGUGCCGCGUUCAUUGGCAUGGCCGCGAGUAGUGCCUUUCUCAUCAUGAUUGUCUGGGGAAAGAAGUUUCGGGAACGCAGUCGGGUGGAGUAUUGGAAUCUCGUGGCGGAGUUGAUGAAGAAGGGGGCGGCGACUGUUUAGGUGGUCGAGGAGAAAGAGAAGGAGUGCUGGCGGUAGAAGGUGGUGUCUGCUUAGUGUUGAGGGCAGGGUAACAGGAUGGGUACAUAGGUUGAAAGAACAAGAGAAGGAGAGUCCUAUCGACAAUAGCACCGACUGGCGUUGUCGCUAUCGAUUGUACUGGAUGGAUGCUGGAGCCACCUAGGGAGCUG
Exophiala xenobiotica is the source of this 2209-nucleotide messenger RNA. RefSeq lists its product as uncharacterized. The coding region runs from base 375 to 2021 and encodes 548 amino acids. The transcript has 7 exons. The record is from RefSeq and is a predicted model, not a curated record. NCBI's taxonomy places the organism in Eukaryota, Fungi, Ascomycota, Eurotiomycetes, Chaetothyriales, Herpotrichiellaceae. Gene Ontology annotation, biological process: transmembrane transport. Gene Ontology annotation, molecular function: transmembrane transporter activity.